ACGAAAUUCAAACGAGUUUGCGCAACCUAGUUCUUCUUGACUUCUGUAUUGCUCGAAGAACGACAAAAAAAAAUUUCAACGAUGCUUUGGCAUAUCAUUAUCUGCGCUUUCAUUGUAGCCACUGGAGGUUCACCUUUGCAAUCGGUAGCACAUUCCAAUGUUGUUGUUGAAGAUCGUUUGGCCGUCAUCAAAAGCACGAGACAAGCUUCAAAUAGUUUCACUUUUGGCUUUCAUACUACAAACGGGAAGCUGAGAUACAAAUAUACUGAAAAUGAUGGCUGGUCUGAUUGGAUUGAUCUUGGCUCACCCAGUGGUACCGAGGUGAUUUCCAAUCCAUCUGCUGUUCACGAUGCCAAAAAUCUUACCAAAGUAUUCUGCCUUUGCGCCGAUGGUCAAGUUUACUCAAUAGAGCAAGAUGCACAGAAGACAACUGCUUUUGGGAAGUGGAUGGUCAUAUCAAUAAAGCUACCUAUGGACAAAGGUGCUGUUCUGAAUGGAAAAGACAAUGUCAAGGCUCUCAUCUUCCAGGGAAAGGUUUCUGUAUUUGCCAGAACUCUAGCAAAGAGUUCCAGAUUGUAUUGGACACAAGAGAAUAAUGGGAACUGGACAAGCUGGUCUCUGAUUGGUGGAACAUCAGUAGCUCUCAAGACUGACAUGACAGUGGUUUAUAAUGGAUUCUCUAAGUAUUUAGAAGCAUUUGCAGUAAUGGAAAACAAAUACAUGUACAGAACAUGGCAGACAAGUCCCAGUAAAUGGGUGUCGUGGGAUAAGACAGGUUACAGAGCUCCAACAUCCGUCCAUGCUCCAGUAGCUCAUCAAAUGCCACUCAACUUUUUCAAUGGUGCUAUCAACGUGUUUGUCUUUGGUGAAGAUGGGUAUAUUCAUCACAUAUGGCAGACAACAUGCGACAAGGUGCCAAAUCCCUGGGGAUGGUGUACAUGGAGCUUGUGGUACAAGAUAGGCAGUGCAAUCCCAAAGUCAGCUGAAUCUGCAAAUCCCUUGAGUAUUGGUGCAAAUAUACACAAUGGCAUUGAGGUCUUCACUGUCAGCAGUGAUGGUGGCUUGUGGCAUUUAUGGGAACUUGAACAAGGUAGUGACUGGAGUUCAUGGGAAUAUGUUGGUCGACCAAAGUCUGGACCAAUAGCCAGUCAUCCAGCUAUUAUAAAUGAUGACAAAGGCUGGUGGGCAGCAUAUGCACUUGGUUUCAAAGAUGAUAUAGAAAUUGUGGAGCAGAACCGGUCUUUACAGUUAUCACCAGCUGAAGCACCAGCCGGGAAACCAGUCAUAGUUUCCUGGAUGGUACCAGUUGAUGAGGCCACAGCAAUGGAUUGGAUUGGAGUUUAUCCAAGUGGCUCUGAUAACAACAUGUACGUUGAUUUCUACUAUGUUGGUGGAGGUCAAAACCCAGGCAAAAAUGCUCGAUCAAAGGGUUCCUUAACCUUUACGUCAUACUUGCCCAAAGGAAAAUAUGACUACAGAUAUUUAGUAAACAAAAAGUUUUUUGAUGCCAUUACAACACCUUUCACAGUGGUUAGUGGGCCAACCGACAAAGAAUGGGUCCAAGUCUACAGAGGCAUUGCCGCAGGGUUGGGCAAAUACAAUGUGAGCUUUGAGACAUGUGCCAAGGAUGGUGAACAGACUGUUGAAACAUUCAAGCAAGCAUUUGAGGCCUUUGAUAACAAACAGGUUUACCGUGGUAUGCAGCUUAUUGGACAGGCUUUGAUAGAUGUUUACAAGGCCUUUGAAGCUUGUGAAGAAACAGCCAUUGCUAAGAAAUUGGAGAAGCUAGCCAAUGAUUUUAUCAAAUGUACAGCAGGUAAUUGUGUCAACUUUGCUAUUGACUCUAUUGAAGAAAUCAUUAUUUUGUUUGAGAAUGUCUACGAGAUUUAUGGUGAUGUCAAAGGUGCCAGUAAUUCAUUCAAGAUUGAAGCUUAUGAACAAGGUGGAUGGUGUGUUGGUCGUGUAGUUGCUGUAUGUCUUGCAAUCCCAACAUGAUUGAAUUACACACUGUAUAUGUAUGCUUUAAACUUAUUCGAACUUUCAAAUUCUUAUCAAUACACUGAAACAAACUCUGGACUGAUCUAAGUCAUAGCAUGGAUAACUUGCAGAUCCAACCACAAAACAAAUUGUGGGCUGACCUAAGUCAGUGCACAGCUAAUUCAUAGAGUAGAUCAAAUUAGAAUUUAGCUGGUUAGAUUUUGACGAUUUGAUUAGACUUUGUGCUUCUUUAUCAUAAAACAACCUUUGCCUCCUGCUGACUGGCUUCACAGGACUUUAACUUGUGCUGCGGUUCUUAACAUAAGAAAAAUUUGCUUUUUUUUUGAAAAUUUUGAAAUAGAAUCACCAAUUAUUUAUAAUAAAAUACAAAUCAUAGGAUAAAAGUUGCAAAUUCAGCGUAAAAAAAACAUCUAUGUUCCGUACAAUCCAGCCAACCAAAGUCCAGUCCAUUCCAUCUAUGUACGGUUCCGGAUUUUCUAAAAUUAAAAAACACUUAAAAUUCGGGCUUUUAGAAGAGGAAAACAAGUUUUAGAAGUUGGGCAUGUUUUUGCUGUACAUAAAGAUUAUCCAUGGCCUUCUGAUAUGACUUUUUUUUUUAAAUUUCUGGCAUCACAGUUUGAGAAAAAUAAAUGACUUACAAAAUGUUGUUCUUUUAA
Molecule: messenger RNA, 2654 nt
Organism: Actinia tenebrosa (Australian red waratah sea anemone)
Lineage: Eukaryota; Metazoa; Cnidaria; Anthozoa; Actiniaria; Actiniidae
Source: RefSeq, a predicted model, not a curated record